Messenger RNA from Pseudoliparis swirei, 1585 nucleotides. Its product is annotated as galectin-9-like. The record is from RefSeq and is a predicted model, not a curated record. The transcript is spliced from 8 exons. Gene Ontology annotation, molecular function: galactoside binding; carbohydrate binding. Gene Ontology annotation, cellular component: cytosol; nucleus. The coding region runs from base 75 to 1154 and encodes 359 amino acids. NCBI's taxonomy places the organism in Eukaryota, Metazoa, Chordata, Actinopteri, Perciformes, Liparidae. Gene Ontology annotation, biological process: positive regulation of gene expression; negative regulation of CD4-positive, alpha-beta T cell proliferation; negative regulation of type II interferon production.
GAAGAAAAGCUCCCCGUGAAAAGUGUCGUUGUGUGCUUCCUGCAGCUCGGCCCCUUGUGCACUUCUCCGGUACCAUGGCUUUUCACCAGCAGACCCCGUUUCACACACCAAGAAUCCCCUUCACUGGGUCGAUCCAUGGGGGUCUGCAGGAGGGGAAGUCCAUCAGCAUCACUGGACGAGUCCUGCCUGGAGCCGAUAGGUUCAAUGUGAAUUUACAGUGUGGUUCCGGGAACAAUGCAGACAUCGCUCUCCACAUCAACCCCCGGUAUGACAGCCACCCGGGUUAUGUGGUUACCAACACCUUACAGAAGGGCAACUGGGGCAGUGAAGAGAGGAAGCUCAACUCUCCGUUCCCUGCGGGCUCUGCCUUCAGCCUCAGCAUCACUGUCUCCCGGGAUUCCUACCAGCUGAACGUCAAUGGCUGCAACUUCAUGGAGUACAGACACCGUAUGCCAUUUCACCAGGUGGACACCAUCACAGUAGCUGGGAAUGUAGAAAUCUCCUCGAUUGCCUUCCAGAACUCAAUGUUCCCUGGACAGCCGGCAUUUCCUGCUCAGCCUGCGUUUGCUUCACACGUAGCCUAUCCAACCAAUGCUGCCUUCCCUUCUUUUUCGGCGGGUCCACCGCAGCAUGGAUUUCCCUUCCAGCCUGGAUUUCCUUCGCAGCCUGGAUUUCCCUCCCAGCCUGGAUUUCCCUCCCAGUCUGGAUUCCCCGCCCAGCCUGGAUUCCCCGCCCAGCCUGGAUGUCCUCCUGCAAUGCCUGCUGUUCCAUAUAAGAGCCCCAUCAGGGGUGGACUUCAACCUGGCAAGACCGUCACUAUCCAGGGGACUGUUCUCCCAAAUGCCACAAGAUUCACUGUGAAUCUGAGCCAUCGCUCUGGCAUCGCUCUGCAUUACAAUCCACGUUUCAACGAGAACUGUGUGGUUCGAAACUCCAAACGGGGGGAGCAGUGGGACGCUGAGGAACGUGAUGGAACGAUGCCCUUCGCCCGGAGGAAGAAGUUCACGCUGACUAUCUGUUGUGAGAGUCACUCCUUCAGGAUUCUGGUCAAUGGGAUGCACAGGCACACCUAUAAUCAUCGAUUCACUCCUCUUAAAAACAUCACCUCCCUGGAGAUCGAUGGAGACAUCAGCCUGACCUCGGUGAUGGUGUAGACGUCCAGCACCUCUGGCUGCUCUUGAUAGUUGUAUCCACAACAUGCUUUCUCUGACAAUAAGCAUUGCCUUCAUAAUUAAUCCAUACUAAUUAUCUACAUACUAUUAAUAAUCAUUGAAAUGUUUAUACUAUGACAUGCUAUACUCCUGAAACAUUAAAAGGGAAAUCCACCAAAAAUGAUCAGAUCAAGUUUGACCAUUAGCAUUCUGUGUAAUGUAGGCAGAUAGUCUUUGAGGUGAGGGGGACAGGCCCAGUAAAACUGCCAAUCACAACACACUGAAUGCAGCGGACAACAGAAGGAUGUCCAAUGCUGGAAAUUCAAGUCUCUAAAAAAGGAAUGGUGUUGGAAAUACAAUUGCAUCUUAACUGUGUAAUCAUUCAUGUUUGAAACACAUUGAACAUUGAAAUUAAAGUAUAAUGUGAAAAAAUG